AUCUCCAAAGUCGUAUUACAAUAGUAUAAAUAGUUGAUAUAUCUUUGUAAAGUACUUAAUAAUGGUUAUUAAAUAAAUGGUUAUUUAUUACCAGAUCAAAGUAGGCAUAAAAAUAAAAUAUGAAAUUGACAUAUUUCCAAAAAGGAAACCAAAUUCCAAAACAUUUAAGUAUGAGCUAGAUACCUGAAUGGUGUCACAAAACAAUAAAGCUCGAAAAUUUCCUUUUGGUAAUCAUUAUGAACAACACCUCGGAUAAAAACGAUGAUAGCAACCAUUUCUUGGACGAAAAGGAGGUUACGAAUGACAGUCAAGUACUAAAAUAUAUUGAAAACCUUGAAGAUAUCUGCAAAACAAACAACUCUUUGAGCUCACAAUUUCGCAUAGCCUCAAGUCAAGUGGUAGAACAAAAAGGUCAAGCGAUGAAUUACCGAGAUAACAACUAUGGAGAAUAUCCAGUUUGCUCCCCGACUUGUAGUUGGCAAUCGUCUGACACGAAUGGAGAGAACUUGAAUCCCAGAGUUGCUUGUGGACAAGGUUAUUUGGAGUCUACAUCCUCUUCGUCCAGUAAAAUGUCCCAAAACGGGAGCUAUUACAGCUAUGGGCAAUCUCUGCCAGAGCUUGAUUCCGCAUCGAAUGAGACCAUUGUCAAUGAACCCAGGACGGACUCUGGCUGUGUAGGUCCUGGCUGCGCCAAGGAUUCCUGUACAUAUUGCCAGAAGGCAAAUAGUGGCCUGGAGCAGCAGUUUAAUCUUGGCCAGGAGCAGCAACAUAUGAUGCCAGUGCCGAUGGGCGUGGAUCCAAGGACGGGAUUACCCGUAUACUGUUACUCGACUCCAGUAUGUUAUUCAGGAAAUGCGAUGUACUCCAUGCCAAACAUGCCAAUGCCUCAAAGUCAACGAGGCGGUGGUGGCCACCAAAACGAGGAAAUCGGCAACCCAUUUAAAGCUUCAUCAUCUUUCUCAGAAAACGGUCCCUCCUCUUACCACAAUCCAAGCGGUUUUGACAUGGAAGCCUUCAUGCAGAAGUACCAGCAAAGUGUUCAACAGUGUUACGCCACUGCCCAACAAAGUUUAAUUUCUCAAAGUACAGGAUCUCAACAAUCCUAUGCAACUGGUCAAUCUCAGCCGUAUUUUAACCACUUUCCUCAAAGAACUCAACAACAUUAUAUGCAGCCCAAAGAAGGUACUCACCAAAUUUUUGCAAGUUCAAAUCAAGCAGCAACUCAACAAUUUUAUGAAAGCCCGAAUCUAGAAUAUCAGCAGAUUUCAGGAGAGCAACAAGCUUUUAGUUCCCCUUUUGGGGCUCAACAAUAUUAUGCCAACUCUAGUCUAGGAGCUCAACAGUACUUCUCCCCAUCGAUGACAAUGCCAGCAACUAACUUCUUUGGUAACAAUACUGGCUUUACGAGCGAUUCUCUGCAGACGCAUACAGUUUAUUCCUCUGAUUACAAGCCAUUUGCCUGCGGAGGCAAUCAUUUCAACCACUUUCCCAAUGGCAUAGACAUCGGCUUGGCCGCCGAGUCUUGUCCCGUCUACGGUCCAGUUGGAACCGCUGGCCUGGCUGAGAUGAGCACCGGUGGCCAGGUCUAUGGCAUGGGCGGUGUCUGUGAAAUGAAUAUGAACUCCUACCCUCAAAGUCAAAUGAGUUAUUCAAAUCCAUAUAGCUACGAGAUGCCUGUAUCCCCGCCCAGCUAUAAUCAUGCAACAAAUAUGGCAAUGGCAACUCAUCUUCUUCAUGACAGUAUGAAUGGUAGAAGUCCAGUUUUAUCUGCAGUGUAAUCUCAUCGAAGAACCAAAAAAAGCUUGCUUGUGGAAAAAAAACUAUAUGCGUGUUCACCAAUAUAAUUAUAAAUAAAACCACAACUAAGAAAAGA
This is a messenger RNA of Drosophila gunungcola (fruit fly), 1873 nucleotides long. RefSeq lists its product as uncharacterized. The coding region runs from base 237 to 1778 and encodes 513 amino acids. The record is from RefSeq and is a predicted model, not a curated record. The transcript is spliced from 8 exons. NCBI's taxonomy places the organism in Eukaryota, Metazoa, Arthropoda, Insecta, Diptera, Drosophilidae.